This is a messenger RNA of Pyricularia oryzae 70-15, 2754 nucleotides long. RefSeq lists its product as uncharacterized. Bases 667 to 2199 code for a protein of 510 amino acids. The record is from RefSeq and is a predicted model, not a curated record. Lineage: Eukaryota; Fungi; Ascomycota; Sordariomycetes; Magnaporthales; Pyriculariaceae. The transcript has 2 exons.
UUCCGGGCGGGCUUGUCUGGGGACAAAUCCAAGUCCAGUUCGAGUGCUGCGCUACGGUGUGUGUGCUGCUUGCUGCGGAUGAGUUGAGCCUUGCCGCCUUUGAUACGGCAGGUCAGCUCAGGUUGUCUUUUAUUUUUUUAUUAUUCUUGUUUAUCCUCAUUGAACCCUCGUUCUUCACUUUCGUACUCAUUGCCUCACUUUUGAACCCCUUUUACAGUUUCUUUUUGUCCUGGUUUUGCUGCAUUUCUCUACGUCUAGCCUCUAAUUUUCUUGUUGCUCUUGUGCCUCUCUUGCGUUGCUGCCCAGCCUGUCACCCACGAUAAUUCCGCUAUUGCCUAGUACACACACGCACACACAGCUUACCGAACCUACCACGCUCGCUCGCGUCUUCAAGGCAAACACUGCCUCAACGGGCCACCGCAGAUCCGACCAGUUCGCCUACGUUUGUCGUCGGGACCGAUUCCUUCAUAUCAGACACCUGCGCUUGUACUGCCUAUGAUGCAAAAUAGUCAACCAAUUCAAUCCUGAUCCAUUCUCUUCGUCUCUUGUUCAACAGCUCCCUUGCUUAGUCGCCCCCGGCGCUUCCUGCAAGGAAUACAUACCAUCACAACCGCGCUUGUAUUUGGAAGAAUCACCAACACACACAUAAAUAUUACCAGCCACAAAAUGCUGUUAAGAAUACCCAGGAGUCUUUCAGCCAUAUCUGACCGAGACUUUCCCAGCGAUCCAGUCGCCGCACCAGGGAAGAUGCAUAUCAAAAGGGCGCAAGCAAACCAAGACGACCAUAGUCUCAAUGGUUCAACUGCAUAUAUUGUUGCGGCAAUCAUCUGCGGCAUUGUUGUGCUGGGCGUAUUAUGGAUCCUCAUCCGAAGUGUGCGCGCAAGACACCCCGAGCCAAAAUACAUCCCGACUCCGUUCCUAAAAGGUUUAUGGACCCGAUGGACGCCCUCGAAUUUGAACUACCAGCGGCCCGCCGCAGGAAGCGAUAAUAGAUGGGGAGGUGCAUCGCGCAACGGAUCACCCACAGCCGGCGGCAAUACGAACAGUCAGGAUAGUAGAGAGCCGAUGCGGUCAUCUCCCGGAGCCACUGCGGCUGUCGACCGUCAUGCCUCGGUGAGGUCGAUCAUGACCCUACCGGCGUACCGAACCAAGGCCAAUGAUGGAGAGGAGGUGCUGGGAGUGGCGGGCGAGCGUGACGGCAUCGACGUGGUGGUAGAGAUGCCUACAGCCGAGCAGGAAGAGGCCAUGCGAGACGAAGAGAUGGAUGCCCUCUUCCAGAUCCGCCAGGCGAGGCGGCGGCAACUAGCGGAGCGCGAGGAGAGGUAUGCCCGUCGCGAACAGGCUCGCAACGCCAACGACGCAGUGGCCAUGCGCGCUAUCCGCCACGAGCAACGGGAAGCCCGGGCCCAGAACACGGAGGAGAUCGAGGCGCUGCGUGUAAUACAGGAGCAAACCAAACUGGCCCGUCAGCGCGCCGUAAGCGCUGUCAGCUAUGCCGGCAUUGGCGAGGUGCGACACGACGGAACCAGAGCCCGCGCCAACAGCCACGAGAGCGAACGCACCGGACUGCUGAGUGACGCCGCCAGCAUCGCAGUAUCAUCCCGACCCCCCACGAGCCUCUCCGCCCGCACGCUCUCUUCACAGGGGAGGCAGCGGAGCGGCUCAGAGCUCAGCAUCGACACGGCUCGCAGCCGACCUGUGUCGCCUGGGUUCCCAACUGGAGGUUCCACGAUAUCGCGUGCAUCGUCUCGUUCGGUGACCCCCACAGUAACCCCACGCCGCAUGUCGCAUGCCGGCUCGAGUCCGGAGCUGAUCGACGCAGCAGAGGCGGACCUUGGCGAGGGGGGUACCUUGCCUCCGGAUUAUGAAGAGAUAAACAUCUCCGACGGUGCCUCCGCUUCGGUGCACAGUCUACCCUCGGGACGUAACACACCACUCCACGAGCCGCCCCCAGAAUAUACCGGUCCGGUCCGAAAUCCGGACUACCACCGCAUGUCACGACACGUGGCUGACCUCCUGGCGUCGAGGGGACCCGGCUCGACGCACAGCAGCCCGGACCUGGCAUCAAAUGGGCGUGGAAGCGGGAGCCCAAAUAACAGCAACCGCAGCACGCCGCAGCUGCCCAGCAUAAAUCUGCAAUCCGUGCCUCAGAUCGUCAUCGAGCCUUCAACGGCAACAUCGCCCCGCCGUCAAUUCUGAGGAUCUGCCGCGUGGAACAAAACAAUAUAAUCCUUGAAAGACUCUGAGCCGAGACACGAAAGAAUGUAUAGCUGGCUACCCAUCUUUUGUAUAAAAUCCAAGCCUUGAAAAAAAGGGCCAACGGAAGUGUAAAAAUAUAACGCAGGCGGUGGGGACGGGAAAGGAAUGGGGGGUGGUUGCGGUGCUAUAACGAGGAAUGAAAGGCAUGCGGGAUGGUCCACGAUUCCUUCCAUUGCUUCGUGUUAUGGGGAACAGUCUGGGCGGCUAUUAUUGGAUCUAUUUUGGGGCGUCUCUUAAUGUUGUUAUAGCCAUACAAGCAUGUGAGGAUGGUAUUAAGGAGAGUAGCGAACAGGAAAUAAACACACGAGUACAAUUUUUGCAUCUGGCAGGAUCACAUCAAAACAAGAGCCAUAGAAAAGUCGACAUCGUUUCCAGACCAGUUCUAGUUCUAGUUCUAGGUAGAUUUAGGCCCAAGUCUGGUUCUAGGUAUAACUAAAACACUGCUAGAAUAGUCCCAGCUGGAAAUAGCGCUAACAAGGAACACUUGAGGUCCGG